Messenger RNA from Hypanus sabinus (Atlantic stingray), 1872 nucleotides. RefSeq names its product centrosomal protein 43 (gene cep43). The record is from RefSeq and is a predicted model, not a curated record. Bases 76 to 1449 code for a protein of 457 amino acids. Gene Ontology annotation, cellular component: centrosome. Gene Ontology annotation, molecular function: protein binding; calcium ion binding. NCBI's taxonomy places the organism in Eukaryota, Metazoa, Chordata, Chondrichthyes, Myliobatiformes, Dasyatidae. Gene Ontology annotation, biological process: microtubule anchoring. The transcript has 17 exons.
UCCGGUGCCGAGGCAGCGAGCAGCGGUAGCGAAAGAGCGAGUGGGGACGGAGCGCUCGUUGCGGCUGUUGUCGAAAUGUCGGCGGAGGAGGAUACGGAGCUGCGGGAUCUAUUGGUGCAAACUUUGGAGAACAGCGGCGUGUUAAACAAGCUCAAGGCUGAACUACGGGCAGCUGUAUUCCUAGCACUCGAAGAACAGGAGAGAAUCGAAAAUAAAACACCAUUGGUUAAUGAGAGCUUGAAAAAUUUUUUGAACACAGAGGAUGGGCGCUUGGUGGCUGGUCUUGUUACUGAAUUUCUCCAGUUUUUCAACCUUGAUUUUACCUUGGCUGUAUUUCAGCCAGAAACAAACACUUUCACUGGACUUGAUGGACGGGAAGAUUUGGCAAGGGAGCUAGGAAUUCAUGAAAGUGAUGGCUUGAAAGGAGUACCUAUAUUAUUGGAGGUGAUGCAAAGAAAUCGACAAAAGGAGAAAGAUCAUAGUCUUUCUGAAGGAGAUCAUGUCACUUGUAUUCCAAAGGAAUUAACAACAAAGCACAUAGCAGAAGUGAAGAAAAAGUUUGAAUUUUAUGAUAAAGACAAGAAUGGUAAAAUAAGUAAAGAAGAAUUGAAAGAACUAUUCCUUGAUCUCCUCCCUCAUUUUAACAAGAAUAUGCUGGACAGUUAUGUAAAUGAUGAAGUUAGAACAGUGGAUAAAGGUUUUAGUAAUGCAAUUGAUUAUGAUGAAUUUCUGGGAAUGUAUAAAAGUCUAUUCAUCCAAUGUAGAAGUGUGGUAGUUCAAGAUACUUCUGGUAUGGUGCAAUCUCCACGUAAGAUUCCAGAAGGGAGGCAGAAUGUAGGGAGUAAGAUACCUAGAUACAAAGGAACUGGUAAAGUUAAAGAGAGCGGGGAGAAAGCUGGUGCGAAGGUCAUUGACACAAAUCUUGGAGAUACCAGUGUGGCCUCAGGUGAUAUAAAAACUGCAGCUAAUCUGCCUCCUGGAGAGCCGAAGCAAGAUUUAUUAUCUAAAACGUCCACUGGCCUCCCACAGAAGAAUGAAAAGCUAUAUUUCGGUGAAGAUGAAGAUUCAUUCUUUGAUGAUCCUUUGCCUGAGCAAAUGAAAACCUAUGGUUGGCGGACUGAUAUGAAAAGUAAACCUUUGGGUAGUCUAACGUCCCUUUCGGAUGCUCCUCCUCUGACAGCAGACCUGGGUACACUAGCAAGAGAGCCAGCAUUAAAAGAAACUGAUUUAAAAGGUGAUGAAGAAGAGUAUUAUGAUGAUGAUUUUAUCAGUGGUAGUCAACGUUCGGAUAAAACAAAGAGUGAAGUGAGCAUUGGUGAGGAGAUUGAAGAGGAAAUUUCAUUAGAGGGAGAAGAUCUUUGUACCAGUGAUAAGCUUGAUGACUUUACACAGGACCACACCAUAUCGAACUGUAGUGAUGUAGCAGAUUAUUUAGAGGAUGUGCCAUAGUGGCAUUGGCAGUAUUAUGCAUUUCACUGUACAGCUGAGUAGUUUUGCCUGCUUUUGUUGUUCUGACAAAAUUCUGAAGAUGUAAUUGAUCUCUCCAAAAUAAAACCACGGACCUCGAUCAACACUCAGAAAUGAAGCAAUCAAAAUGGUACUGAUUUAAGCAGUGGGAAAUCGGCAGUAUAUCGACCAUCAUUCAGUAUAUAGUUGGAAAGAUCUCUCUUAGCAAGAAUUAAUAAGUUUGGACUUAAAUUGUAAAAGUAAAAGCAUAACUAUUAAAAGUUAAUUUAAUACUAACUUACAUUUUCAAGUUCUUUGUAUUGAAAAUGUGUUAUCAAAGUUGUGUAACUUUUUUUUGGAAAUGGUUGAGAACUCACAAAUAUACUUAUUUAUUCUUUGUCAUUUGAAUUAAAUCUAUCAAUAUUA